AUGUCCGGUGCCAGGAAUAUUUCAGUCGCUCUGCGAAGGGCUCGUGUGCCCAAGCCUCGCUGCUUGUUCCGCCCUGUCGCUGCGGUCCAGACUCCCUCCUUCGCCGCCACACGCACCUUCACUGUUACCGCCAGCGCCAAUGCGACCAAGGAGAUUCAGUACACCACCAAUGCUUAUCCCAACCUCAAGCGUGACCCGAAGUUCGCCGAAAUCUCUGCCGACGAUGUCAAAUUCUUCAAGGAGUUGCUGGGCGCACAGUCCGCCGUGAUCGAUGGAGUGACCGCCGACAACGCUGAUGAUAUCGAACCCUUCAACAGCGACUGGAUGCGCAAGUACCGUGGCCAGACCAAGUUGGUCCUGAAGCCCCAGACCACCGAGGAGGUUAGCAAGGUGCUACAAUACUGUAAUGAGAAGAAGUUGGCUGUUGUGCCCCAGGGAGGCAACACGGGAUUGGUCGGAGGCUCCGUGCCCGUCUUCGACGAGAUCGUCAUCAACCUUUCCCGCAUGAACCAGAUCCACUCCUUCGAUGAAGCGUCCGGAGUCUUGGUGGUUGACUCUGGUGUUAUCCUGGAGGUAGCUGACCAAUACUUGGCCGAGCGGAACCACCUUUUCCCGCUGGACCUGGGUGCUAAGGGCUCAUGCCAUGUCGGCGGUAACGUUGCCACCAACGCCGGUGGUCUGCGUCUGCUCCGCUAUGGCAGUCUUCACGGUACUGUGCUUGGUGUUGAAGCGGUGCUGGCAGAUGGAACCGUCGUGGAUGCUAUGUCGACCCUGCGCAAGAACAACACUGGCUAUGACUUGAAGCAACUGUUUAUUGGCGCCGAAGGUACCAUUGGCAUUAUUACGAAGGUCUCUAUUCAAUGUCCUUCUCGCCCCAAGGCCGUUAACGUCGCGUAUUUCGGAGUGGAGAGCUAUGACCAGGUCCGCAAGGCUUACCAGGAGGCCAAGGGACACCUGUCCGAAAUCCUUUCCGCUUUCGAGUUGAUGGAUGGGCGCACUCAGAAGCUGGUUCACGAGUCGACUGGCAACAACUAUCCCCUCGAAACCGAGUAUCCUUUCUACUGUCUGGUGGAGACCAGUGGUUCUAACGCUGAGCAUGAUAUGGCUAAGCUGGAGACCUUCUUGGAACACGUCAUGGGUGAGGGCAUUGUCGCGGAUGGUGUUUUGGCUCAGGAUGAGACUCAAUUUCACUCGAUCUGGCGGUGGAGAGAGGGUAUUACGGAGGCCUUGAGCCACUUGGGCGGGACCUACAAGUAUGACGUCUCCAUUCCUCUGCCCGAGCUGUACCAGCUGGUUGAGGACUGCAAGGAGCGUUUGACGAAGCUUGGCUUCGUGGGAGAUGACGAUUCCUUCCCUGUUCGGGCCGUUGUCGGCUAUGGUCACAUGGGUGAUUCCAACCUGCACUUGAACAUUUCUGUGCGGCAGUACAACAAGGAAGUCGAGAAGGCCAUCGAGCCUUGGGUGUAUGAGUGGAUCCAGCAGCGCAAAGGUAGCAUCAGCGCAGAACACGGCCUGGGUCUGGCCAAGAAGGAAUUCAUCGGAUACAGCCAGAAUGAGACGAUGGUGAAGUUGAUGAAGCAGUUGAAGAACUUGUAUGACCCGCGGUCCUGCGGUGCCCGAGGCGGUGACUCGGUAGCUGAUCAUGGAUCCAUGGUUGCCAUGCACUACCACCGCCUGUUGUCUCUGCCGCGUACCAUGGAAGAGGAGCGGCUGCCAGUAGUAGAAAAGAAUGGGGCACUUUCUGGUCACUGGGCUGAGACUGUGAGAGGACGGUUCUACGGCUUGCACGCGACAAAAAUGGAGGACGAUAUGGCAAGUCACUACCAGAUGAUGGAAGAGCUGGGCAGUGGUAGCUUUGGAACGGUAUACAAAGCCAUUGACAAGGCUACGGGCGAGAUCGUAGCGAUCAAGCAUAUCGAUCUCGAGUCCAGCGAAGAUGAUAUCCAGGAAAUCCAGCAGGAGAUCUCGGUUCUUGCCACCUGCGCCAGUCCAUUCGUCACGCAAUACAAGGCUAGUUUUCUUCGAGGUCAUAAGUUGUGGAUUGUCAUGGAAUUCCUCGGUGGAGGAUCGUGUCUGGACCUGCUCAAACCCGGAGUCUUCAACGAAGCACACGUCGCCAUUAUCUGCCAACAACUGCUACUCGGACUCGACUACCUGCACAGCGAAGGCAAGAUUCACCGCGACAUCAAAGCCGCCAAUGUACUUCUGUCGCACACGGGCAAAGUGAAGCUAGCGGAUUUCGGGGUUGCCGCGCAAUUGAUCAACAUCAAAUCCCAGCGCAACACAUUUGUCGGAACACCGUUCUGGAUGGCCCCGGAAGUCAUUCAGCAGUCUGGGUAUGAUUAUAAGGCGGACAUCUGGUCGCUCGGAAUUACCGCAAUCGAAAUGAUCAACGGCGAGCCACCCCAUGCGAGCACCCAUCCCAUGAAGGUGCUCUUCCUUAUUCCCAAAGAACCCGCCCCGCGCCUACAGGGAGAUCAGUACAGCAAUACCUUCAAGGACUUCAUCACACAGUGUUUGACCAAAGAUCCCGAUCGGCGACCGAGCGCGAAGGAGCUUCUACGGCACAAAUUCAUUCGCAAUGCGGGAAAGACGGAGGCACUACAAGAGUUGAUUCAUCGCAAGCAGGAUUUCGAUGCUGGACGAGGAGUGACCCACAAGAUUAAGUAUUAUGCGGAGUCGCUGAAUACUAUUCGGAACCUGAACGACGACGAUGGGUGGAUUUUCGACACGGUGAAAGCUUCUACAACGACUAUACGUGAAGUCGAAGACGACGAGGAGAAUGAGCCCGAGCCCGAGCCACAGGAAGACUGGGUUUUCGACGAAACCGCCGACCUGAUGGACGAUCUUUAUGUGUCCAGCCCUCCGUCAAAGCAUGCGACCAACACAACAGUACGACGAACUCAAGCUCCCGACCACAGCCCAUCAAUUCGACGGGCCAAGCGACGGUCGAGUGGAGUGAAGCAGCCUCUCGGAGUGGAUAUGAGUUUCGGCAACAGCCCAUCGACGGUGCGGCAGUUCCGUCGGGUGUCGGACAACAAGAGCCCUAGCGACGCAUCUUACCCGCCGCAGUACCUUUUCGGAGGGGAUGAAAAUGCUAGUCCGAAGACGCUAUUCUCCGAGCCGAACAGCAAGGAAGCACAACUGGGGCGUCGGGCGUACAGCAAGGCGGUCGGGCUCGCCUGCCAGGAAGUGUUGGGGACCACGGGCGACCAAGAGAAGCGGGAAGCGAUCUCACGGCUGGCGGAGGCCUGGAGUGAUCUGGAGAUGGUCGAUCCCGAGGGACUCUAUCAUAUCCUCCGGGCGACGACGGAGAAGCUACAGAGUGACCCGAAGCUGGCCAGUCUCGUCCCACCCGCAGCUCCACCGGGCGAUUCCCCACAGAGGCCGCGACUGGUUUUGGCGCAGAGCAACCCACACCUCAAAUCCCACCGGCGCCGCCAGAGCGCCGCCGUGGCCGAGCCUAGCCUUCAACCCACCCAGCUUGCAAACCUCCCCGGGCAACAGGUGCCGGGGAUGGAACACACCAAGCAGUUGUCAGACGUGCUCUAUCAGCGUUGGUCCGAAGGCCUGCGCAAUCGAUGGCCCGGAAUCUAG
Molecule: messenger RNA, 3597 nt
Organism: Aspergillus aculeatinus CBS 121060
Lineage: Eukaryota; Fungi; Ascomycota; Eurotiomycetes; Eurotiales; Aspergillaceae
Product: Pkinase-domain-containing protein
Exons: 8
Coding region: 1-3597 (1198 amino acids)
Biological process (GO): protein phosphorylation
Cellular component (GO): mitochondrion
Molecular function (GO): ATP binding; FAD binding; protein kinase activity
Source: RefSeq, a predicted model, not a curated record